Molecule: messenger RNA, 4170 nt
Organism: Monosiga brevicollis MX1
Lineage: Eukaryota; Choanoflagellata; Craspedida; Salpingoecidae
Exons: 11
Coding region: 1-4170 (1389 amino acids)
Biological process (GO): protein polyglutamylation; microtubule cytoskeleton organization
Cellular component (GO): cilium
Molecular function (GO): tubulin binding; tubulin-glutamic acid ligase activity
Source: RefSeq, a predicted model, not a curated record
AUGCCUCAUCUCUGUCCAGCCGGCAACACGUCCCUUACCUCUUCUUUCAACAGCUCCAUGCCCUUCAGCGCAAUGUACGAACCGUACCGCGUUCUCGUGCCCAUCUCCAUCUGGACCACCAUGUUCUCUUUGUUCUUUCAUUCCACCAUCUGCCCCCCACCCCAUCAUCCUCACAUUGAUUGCACAUUGGUAGCAGAUCUGGCCUUGGAGCAAACCCAGUUGGACUUGAAGCACAACGGGGCUGAAUUACACAUCCCGUGUCCCCCAGACACUUGUGCACUCUUUAUCGAGCUACUCUAUGGUGUUCUGGAUUUGGAGUCACUCAGUAUCGGCCAGCGGCUUGCUUUGCUGCGCUGUGCUCACCUUCUUCCCAGCCUCGGCCUGGUUCAGCUCGUGUUACCUGCCAUUCAAAAUGCCCUUCAGCUCGAUAUCUGUCGCCUCGUCUGGCUCACCGCUGUGAACUUGCACUCCACACCGCUUCAAGACGCGGUCCAAAACUACCUCCUUCGCCAGCUGGCUGAUCCGACCCCUGCCGCACUCGCUGCCGCAGCUGCUAUGCCCAUCACCUUCCUCGAAGCUUGGAUACCACAUCUGCCUCACGACACCUUGGCUAGGCUAGCGACCCUUGUCGCUCGUCGUCAGCCCCCGCCCACCACGGAGGCCUUGCUUCGGUUGCUCCAUCCACUCUCGCCAGGUGCAACCACGCCCACGCUUCGCAGCUCUUUGGACACGGCACUCUGCGAGGUGUUUGGCCCCGAGCAUGUGCACGUGGCUUACUUGCGCGAUAAAAGCGCAGCAUCGUCCCAAACAGGCUCUGACGUGGCCCGAAAAGAACAUCGAGAGCCUGCACAAAGCGACAGAUUUGAAGCGGACGAGACAGAUGGGCACGCAUCGUUUUUGUCCGAGACAGAUGGCGCCAGCGAAGUGUCCAGCACUCCAGGCCAUCGAGCCCCGCGCCGUCGUAUGCGGCGCACCACGAGCCGUCGCCAACUGCCCAUGACACCAUCUUCCAUAGCUGGGGUAUCACCUAGUUCGGCACACACCCGACGUCUUCCGUCGCGCACAGCCGUCUCCAGUGAUACUCAGGGUGUCCGUGAGUUGAGUGGUGGUACGGCCACGCCUUCGGUCGUGCCACCCGCUACAGUCCGCACCUUUCACAUUGGGGUUCAGGUCAAUUUGCUCCCUGCUCCCGCAGUAGAGGCUGCUGUCUUGGCAUCUUGUCGUGGACACGGUGAAACAUUGGAAUUGAUUGAUCCGGUCCUGCAUUGGGGAACCAUGGCGGCUGCAGCUGCCUCGCCCGUCUUCCCAGCCUCCCCGGCACCCGACGCCGGCCAUAUCACACCCGCAACGCCUUCCAUUCCAGCCCCGCCCGAAUACGACCGAGACGUGCCGCCCGACACACCUUCCAAUGCAUGGAUGCAACAAGUUGAUGAUGUGCCUCCCCCUUCCCCCUGGGCCAAACGUCGCGGUCCUUUGCGGCUCUUUUCUGCCGAGGCAGAUGCAACGAUGAUCAGCGAUGCCGAGUCACAGGUUCCACCCGAAGAAGAACCUUUUCAAAAUGUCAUGGCAGGCCUCCCAUCCCCAACGGCCUUGGGUCGCUCCCUGUCUCGCUUUUCCGAUGAUGUGACUCAUGUGGAAUGGACUCGGUUGCACUCACGACCUCCAUCAACCUUACCCGCCGAUAUGGACGCGGACGCCGACCCGGAGGCAGCCAUGCUGGAUGAGGCCUCGAACAUGAAGAGCAAACAGGAAGAUUCUUCUCCACCACCACCGUUUGGCAAAGACGUGCGUGAUGCCCGCACGACGACCACAGGCCUGCUGGCGCCAGAGCAGGAGGCUCCGACAAAUGCUGGUUCUCGACACGCACCUUUUGAACGAAUUGCGGAAGAAGCAGAAGCACGAUCGUCUGAUGAACACGUGCUUUCUCGUACGACCUCAAUCUGCAGUGCCAGCACAGGAGAGGGGGAGCGCCGCACCAAGCUGUCGGCUAAGCGCAUACGUCGCCUCUCCACAAACUCACUGGAGAAGGAGAACAUUGACGGCGAGUUUUCGCCGUCCAUUCCUGUCAGCACUAUACAACCUACAGGAUACUCCGAGCCCAUAAUCGCCGCAGAGACAGCAUCAGAGCCCGAACCUACCGGCCCCACCGCAGACAAGCCAGUGCCCAGUCUUGUGGUGUUGGGUGGGGAUGGCAUGCAUGGGAUUGCACGAUCAGUGCAGUAUUACCACAAUGGCUCACAGGCCUGGGUGCACCUGCCAGAGACUACACAGGCUCGCCUACGCAGCGCCUGUGCAGUUGUCGAAAACCGCAUCUAUGUUUUUGGCGGUGAUCACGCGCACGGCACCGCGGAAAUGCUUGACCCACUGGUGCACCAAGAAUGGCAGCCCAUUGCCCCCUCUAAAUUUUGCGUAGCUGGUAGUGCUGCAAGUGUUGUGGGUGGUCAGGUGUACUUGCUAGGCGGUGUAUCGCCUGAGCAAAGAGUUCUCGACUGGGCAGCACGCUACGAUCCCAUCGCAAAUACCUGGCAUGCCUGUGCACCCUUGCCCAGCCCUGUGUGCAUGCAUGGCCAGACCGUCAUUGCGGAUCGAUAUAUCGUGGUCGUGGGUGGCGUGGAUGGUGACCGCAAGGCGUCUCGCGGCGCAGCCGUCUACGACACACACCGUGACUCCUGGCAUCCGCUGCCUCAGCUUUUAACGCCACGGUCGCGCUGUCAAGCUGUCACCCUCUCAGGGAUCGUUUACGUGCUGGGCGGUCUGUCUGCCUCUGCUGCAGCGCUAAAUGCAGUCGAAACGUUGCCGACGCGUACAAUCCUGGCAUGCAUUUCCUCGCUUCGCGACCACAAGUGGCGGCUAGGCAACCCGAUGCUGCAAGCCCGCUAUAAUUUUGCCGCGGUCACCAUCUUUGAUCGAAUCGCAAUUCUUGGAGGUUCCAGCCCCGCCAUCGAUCUGCACGAUGCAGAUGCUGUCCUGCUAUACGACCCAAAGCUCUUGUUUCGGUCGCCGGUGAUGAGUCGCUACACUCACUGUUGUGUGGUCGCACGAGAGCAGGCUGAUUUGUGGGGCUAUCAGAAUUUAAAUGUGGCUCGCAACCUGCAGCUGGGCACCAAGCAGGCUGUUCGACGUGCAAGUCGCAUGCGAACCAAGGCUUCUUUAGGACGCUCACUCAUGUCCACCUUGGGGGUGCGCAGUAAGUUGGCGGCCGGUGUCAUCAUGUUGCCAGCCAACCAGCCACUGCUGAAGAGCGUUAUGGCCGAAGUGGAGGCAUUCGAGCGGGACUUUGGCGUGGUCAACAUGCCUUCAGGAGCCAGCACCGUUUACGCCAUCAUCUGCAGCUGCGAGCGUGCCAGUGGGGUCAACGUGAUGCUGGCCAAGGUGGUUCCGCAGCUCGGGAACUGGCGACUGUACGACGAGAAAACGGAUGGUCAAGAUGGCUGGAACCUGUACUGGCGAAGCAACUCCUUUGUGUCAUACAUGAUUACGCGCAAGGACCUGCUCUGUCGGGCCAUGCGCAAAAUGCGCAAGGUCUAUGGUGCGGCAUACAAUUUUGCCCCCGAGAGCUUUGUUCUGCCAACGGAUCUGAGCAAGUUGGAAGCGCGGAUGGCCGAGGAUCCAUCGCAGCUGUCUCGCGGCCGAGGCAUCUACCUCUUCCGGACUCGCGACCGCUUGCAGUACGACCAAAACAGCGUGGUGCAGUCGUAUAUCGAUCGGCCCUUGCUGAUCAAAGGGUUCAAGUUUGAUCUGCGAAUUUAUGUCCACGUUACCAGCUUCAGCCCCCUGACCGUCUACUUAUACCGUAAAGGAUUGGCUCGUUUUGGCACGGCCAAGUACUCGGCUGAAAACAUUGAGAACGUUUGCGCCCACCUGACCAAUACUUCUAUUAACAAAUUAACGCCAAACAUGAGCAGCGAGCUGCCAGACAUGGGUGCUGGGUGUAAGAGCGAGGGGUUUGAUGAUCGCAACAUCUGGCGUCGCAUCGGCAACCUCGCGGUGUUAAGUAUUAUGGCCUUGAUCGAGGAGUGUCCAGCCAACCCGGGCUGUCGAGAGCUCUUUGGUUUUGAUGUCCUGAUUGAUGAAGCGCUGAAGCUGCAUCUCAUUGAGGUCAAUUUUGGUCCGGCGCUGGCGCUGGAUUCGGAUCAAGAUCGAGACGCCAAGAUUCCCUUGAUUCGGUGA